Messenger RNA from Drosophila persimilis, 2445 nucleotides. RefSeq lists its product as uncharacterized. Gene Ontology annotation, molecular function: protein dimerization activity; DNA-binding transcription factor activity, RNA polymerase II-specific; RNA polymerase II cis-regulatory region sequence-specific DNA binding. The coding region runs from base 327 to 1808 and encodes 493 amino acids. The transcript has 2 exons. The record is from RefSeq and is a predicted model, not a curated record. Gene Ontology annotation, biological process: regulation of transcription by RNA polymerase II. NCBI's taxonomy places the organism in Eukaryota, Metazoa, Arthropoda, Insecta, Diptera, Drosophilidae.
GCAACGCAAAUGCGUAAAAAGUCGCCGUUGAGCCCUCUAAUCGCGAAGAACCUGGUGGCCAACCACCGCGGCAGUUAAUAUCCAGAUCCAGGCAGCAACGGGUCCAGCCAGGCAGGCAGCAUAGCAUCCCCGCAGCGCAGAACAAGUGCCAGCGCGAAUCGGGCCUGGGAACCAAAAGCUCCAAUUGGACCUAUCCGAUCGGAUUCCCUUCCCGAUUAGAGUUACGUGAACGGAGCGCGGGAGAAAGUAGACAAAAACAGAGAAACAUAAGCAGAAGAUUUCGUUGCCUGCCAGAUGAAAGCAGCAGUCGAUCGUCGGUCGACGCUAUGAACGCCAAGAAACGCCAACGUCUGGACCUGGGGCUGGAACUAGCUGCCUCGACGGCCCUGGCUACUGGAGCAGCAGGUGGAUCAGCAGCAACUGCCACAACGACCACGACAGCCGAGCUAUCCGAUGCUUUGUUAGCCAGUUCGUUUGGCAAUGGCCAGAGCCUGUUUCUCACCAGCGCCGGCAAUGGCAGCGGCGGUGCCCAGAUCCUUUUGACCAUCUGCGGUGACGAGAACUCGGAUGAGUCGCAGGAGUACUAUGCCAUCAAGCAGGAGCCCGAUAUGGAUUUGAAUUCACUGCUGCCGAACAACCUACAGCUGCCCACUGGCUGUGAGAUCUAUCUGGUGAAGGACACCACAAUCAGUUCGCCCAUCCAGCUGAGUGGACACAACCAUACCCAUUCCCAUACCCACACACAGACCCAGACCCAGACGCACACUCAAACCCAGAGCAUUCCGCCAAAGGCAACCAUCAAACUGGAGCCGGAUUCGAUGAGCGACCGCUGUGGUCUCACUGUAAAUAAGCUAUGCACAUCGUCCACGAAUAUUCUGUACGUGAGUAACGGCGGCAGUGGCGGGCAUUCACAUCCCUUCACAAAUGCUACGGCAACGCCAGAAACCACGACAUCAACAGGAACAGGAUCAGCAGCAGGAACACCAAAACCAAAUCAAUCUGUGGCGGCAACGAUAGCCAAAGUGGCGACAGCAGCAGCCGCCGCAUCUACAGCCGCCACAUCUACAAGCAAAAUGCGUGCUCUGAAGCUGGUCGAGGAGACGCAUGUGGGAGGAGCAGCAGCAGCAGCAGCCAGCACGGCCAGUGCGGUUGGUACUACGGUGUCUGCCACAGCCACUGCCACCUCUAAAUUGGAUGCGUACAAGAAGCGGGACGAUAAGCGCCGUGCCACGCACAACGAGGUGGAGCGGCGACGUCGCGACAAGAUCAAUUGCUGGAUCUUCAAGCUGAAGGAGAUGCUGCCCGCCGAGGGCAGCCGCUACAGGCCACCACCCCCCAGCAGUGGGCAAAUGGAGUCGGUGAGCAUCAGUCUGAGUUCGAGCACCAGCGAGGCCAGCACCAGUCCCGGCCUCAGAAUCAACCCGAGCGCCAAUGGACGGACGCCGCCCAACGACUCCAAGUCGCAGAUAUUGAUCAAGGCCUGUGAGUACAUCAAGAGCAUGCAGGGCGAGAUAGACAACUUGCGCGAGGGCCUGCGUGAGGCGGACAAGCUGCGUGUGACCAAUAAGACGCUGCGGGAUGAGCUAAACAGCUUGAAGCGUCAGCAGGAGCUGCAGGAGCGCUUCCACACCAGCACCGGCGGUGGAUCGUUUAAUGUGACGCUCAAUUCGUUGAAUAGCUCUGCUACCAGUGACCUGUUCGAUGGCAUAGAUGGGCCACACCAAGGCGUCGGCAUGGGCAUGGGCAUGGGGAUGGGUAUGGGGGCCUUUGGCAAACGCGGUCUCAUGAUAGCCGACUUCGAUGAAUAGGGUAAUAGGUAUAGGAGGGGUUUGGCGCUAGCGCUGGCGCUGGGUAAAACGCCCCCCGCCGCCGCCCACCCUCUACCACACCAGCCUCAAGCAUCCUCCAAAGAACGACGUACCACGUACAAUAAAUUUGGAAAGACAAGGGAUUUCCUGUUAUCGCUGUUAAAACAUUACAUAUUUAUAUAGAACAAAAACUCUACUAUUAAUUAAUUAAUUAAUUUUAAACUUAUUUUUUUUUUGAGAGCACGGAUCCUCAUAACAUUUUUUUGCCAUAUCCUUCCUCUGUUGAUUGAAGGUUAAUCGUAUCUCAUGCCAUACAUCCCUCAACAUAUACAUAUGUAGUACUCAUAAUAUUACGAAGCCUACGAUACCUACUUAAACCUUUUGUCUUAAGCAUCCAUUUAUGCCAUUUUCCCUUUUACAAAGAACUACAACAAAAUGAAACAUUAUUAUAUAUACCCAUACGCCCCACACCCCACUCCAUAUACUUGGAUUUAUCCAUCCCAUAUACAUAUAUGUAUACUAUCAUAUGUAUAUCCUAUAAAGUUAACGAUACCUACCUACUACUUAUACCUUUUGACUAAAGCAUACUACAUACAAACAUUCAUACGACAUACAUACACAUACACAUAUGUAUUUG